Molecule: messenger RNA, 2302 nt
Organism: Blepharisma stoltei
Lineage: Eukaryota; Ciliophora; Heterotrichea; Heterotrichida; Blepharismidae
Source: the annotation of a GenBank genome assembly
AUGGAACCAUCUCCUGAGAACCUCAAAGUGGCUGUUAGAGUUCGCCCAUUGUUAUCAAUUGACAGAAGCCAAGACACAAUUGUAUACUUCGGCGAGGUAACCGUUAUUUAGAACGAAGAAAUCAGAGUCAGUGAUGGAGAACAUUACAUAUCAAGCACUUACAAUAAAAUUUUUCGACCUGAAGCUUCACAGGACGAAAUCUUCGAUUUCGUCUCUCCUGCUUUGGGACAAACCAUAAAAGGAUUUAAUUGCACAAUAUUCGCAUAUGGACAAACUGGCUCAGGGAAAACAUAUACGAUGUUUGGGGCUGACUGAGAAAUGAAUAACCCAGCUGCACAAAUUUACUAUGAGAAUGGAGCACAAAUGCGUAGAAAAAGCCAGCUAGAGAGUAUUGAUCACCCAUUAGAUAAUCCAAUAAAGCAAGGGAUUAUUCCUAAAUCAAUCGCUAUGCUUUUUCAGAAUACUCAAGAAAAAGAAAUUACUUAUUAUUCGAGUUUUUUACAGAUUUAUAAUGAAAAAAUUUAUGAUUUGUUACAAGAUCCGAGAAGAGAUAAAGCACUGAAUAUCAGGGAAAGCAAAAUGUAUGGGAUUUAUGUGGAAGGGCUUGCAGAAUUUGUGGUAGAAAAUGCGGAAGAUUGCUUUAUGCUACUUGCGAAGGGGGAUAGAAAUAGAGCAGUUAGACAAACUAGGUUUAAUCAUCAUAGCAGUAGGUCUCAUACUAUUUUUCAGCUUCUUUUGGAAAGGGAUAAAGCAAAUAAGAGAGGAGUACUUAAAAAAGGAAAAUUAAAUUUUUGUGAUUUGGCAGGGUCUGAAAAGUAUGAUAAAGAAAACACUAUGGCUCAUGAACAUGUCCAAGAAUUAACUAAAAUCAACAAAUCUUUGUCAGCGCUUGGAAAAGUCAUUUUUUGCUUAUGCCCCGUUUGAAAGCAUAAAUCUAAUUCAUUAUAAAAUUUAUGUUUAGGAUUAGCGAGACAAUUAUUUUUAUAUAUAUUAUAUAGAAAAUAUUUUUGUUCAGCCCUAAAAAGGGUUAAUUUUCCAAAAAUUUAGGAUUUUUCAAAUUGUUUAAAGGGGUGAGCUAGGAACAGGAAAUGCUACACAUAUUCCUUAUCGAGACUCUAAGCUCACAAGGCUUCUCCAAGAUUCCUUAGGGGUAAGCACUAGAACUAUUCUCAUUGCAACAGUUUCCCCAUCAGCUGGAUAUGCUGAAGAAACGAUAAGCACUCUAAAAUUUGCAGAUCGAGCCAAACAAGUAAUGGUAAAAAUCAAAAAAAAUGAAAUUUCCGCCACAAAUGACGAGCUUGUUUUAAAGCUUCAAAGAGAAAUCCAGCAUCUAAAGUCAAUUUUAAAUUUAAAGCGGAAAGGUGGACUAGAAGAGCUUAAUAAAGAAAUAUGGGAACUAAGGGAAGAGAACCAGAAACUGAAAAAAAUAACAAAUACUUAUACGAUUGAAGAAGUGGAGAAAUUAAAAGUCGAAAAUAAAAAGUUGAGAUUGGAGUUACAGCAUAAUGGGCUUGCAAAUGAUGUAGAAAUGACUUAUCAGGAUUCUGAUAUAAACUCACCAAUUUAUGAUACUCAAGAAAGCAAUCAACAUAGAAGAGAUGAAACUCCAAAUUCUCAAAAAAUGAGAAAAUACUCAGAUUUCUCCCCAAAUGUAACUGGAGCUAUAUCUCCUUCAUCUGUAGGACAUUCAAGAAAAGCAGUUUGUUCUCAAUGUGGUCAAUUUCCUCCUUGUGAACAUAUCCCAGGUUCUCAAUAUAAACGAUCUCCUCCAUCAUCAUAUUAUUCAACAUACAGAUCAACUACAAAUUCCUUAGAGUCUAGAAUAUCAAAGCAGCACAGUCUACCAAAGAAAUUAAACAUCAGGUAUAAAAUGCAUGGAUAUGCUGUUGAAGACAAUGGGGUUGACGAAGAAAUUAAAGAACAAGAAACAAGACAAAAAGAAUUAAAACAAAUUCGAGCCAGAUUGGGGCAGCUAGCUCAAAUAGAAAGCUUCAGAAAGCAAAAGUUUAAAGCAGAACUUGAAAAGCUUGAAGAAGAAAAACGCAAAGAAGAUGAAGAGCUUAGAAAAAGGCAGGCUGAAGAAGCAAAAAAAAGAAAACUAUUAAAUGAGCAGAAAAAAUUAGUUAACACAUAUAAAGAAGCAAAAAAAUUCCAACUUGAAGAAGAAAAUAAAAAAAUGCAAAGGUUUAAACAAGAAGCAGAAAUGAAAAGGAAAAAGAAAACUGAAGAGCAAAAAAAAAUGAUUGAGGAGUAUCAUGCUAAAAAAAGAGAUGUGAUGAGAGAGCUUGAAGAAUAUGUAUAA